Messenger RNA from Octopus sinensis (East Asian common octopus), 3327 nucleotides. Its product is annotated as probable ATP-dependent RNA helicase DDX23. NCBI's taxonomy places the organism in Eukaryota, Metazoa, Mollusca, Cephalopoda, Octopoda, Octopodidae. The record is from RefSeq and is a predicted model, not a curated record. Gene Ontology annotation, cellular component: catalytic step 2 spliceosome. Bases 376 to 2838 code for a protein of 820 amino acids. Gene Ontology annotation, biological process: mRNA splicing, via spliceosome. The transcript is spliced from 15 exons. Gene Ontology annotation, molecular function: RNA binding; RNA helicase activity; ATP binding.
UUAUGUCACGUGACUAGUAUUUGUUACCAAGAUGGCAGCUAAUUUCAUUUCUUAAAUGUUUUUGAAUUUAUUUCUACAACAAAACAGACAUAAUUUGGCUGACAAUUCAGUUUGACUGGAUAUCUUAGCUGUACUUUAUUCAUAGUAUUCCAUCCGUAAUUCAUAUGUGUCCUCUCUAAUUUUCAUCUAUCAGUCAGUUUCACUCCAUAUUUUUAUCAGACGGAAAUAUCUUUCUUGAUACAUUUUAUUUAUCAGAAAUAUAAGGUCCUUCUCUCUUUCUCUCUAUUAUAUAUACACACAGUUUUUAUGUCACUCUGGGUAAGUUAACUUCGGUCCUGAUUCACGUCAAGUAUCAUUCCAUUUCACGUCAGCAUAAUGGAUGAUCACGAUAAAAGGGUAGAAAGGCAUGGCAACUCUUCUGACAAAGAGGAUCUGGGUUUCGAUCGCAAGAAAGACAAAACGACUGCUGCGGUUUCCAAGUCUCCGAAACUAGAGCGAUCGAAGUCGAAAGAUCACGAAAGACGGCAUCAUAGCAAAGAAAAAUCCAAACAUCGAUCACGAAGUAGAGACAGGCAGGACAGUCGCAAUCGUGAAAGGCGUCGAAACAGAAGUCGCAGCAAGGAACGACAUCGCAGCCGAAGCAGGGAACGGCCGAAGGCAAAGCGGCACAAAGAGCAGAUCCACAAGAGUAAAGAUAAAAUCAAAGACGAGAAGAAAAGCAAAUCUGCACCUGCAAAAGUGCCUUUAUCUUUGGAGGAGUUAUUGGCAAAGAAGAAAGCUGAAGAGGAAGCUUUGAGCAAACCAAAAUUCCUAACGAAGGAAGCAAGAGCAGCAGAAGCAUUGAGGAAGCGAGCAGAAGCUGUUAAGCAGCAAAAGGCCAACAUUCAAGAAGAGAAGAAAAAACAGAUAGAAUUCUUGAGGCAUGCUCGAGGUGAUUCAGGUCACAAAAAGUCAUUUGGGAAACUACCUGCAGCAUUUAGCCGUGUAUUUUCAGAAAAAGACCUCGAUAAUGGCCGUGAAAAAUAUGACAAGGACAACAAACGGCGAGAACGCAAGGACAAAGAAGAAGAAGACCGCAAUAAAUUGCUGGACAUGAAAGACAAAGAGAAAGAAGUGGAGGCUAUUAAGGAGCGAUACCUUGGAAUUAUUAAGAAACGGCGCCGAGUUCGACGUCUCAAUGACAGAAAGUUUGUGUUUGACUGGGACGCUGGAGAUGACACGUCCCAGGAUUACAACCCCAUCUACAAGGACAGGCAUGCAGUGCAGUUCUUUGGCAGAGGCCAUGUAGCCGGAAUUGAUCUCAAGGCUCAGAAGAAGGACCAGUCCAAGUUUUAUGGGGAUCUCCUGGAAAGGAGGCGUACAGAAGCUGAGAAAGAACAAGAAAGGAAACGUUUGAAGAAUGUAGCAAAGAAAGAGGCAAAACAGAAGUGGGAUGACCGACAUUGGUCAGAGAAGGACUCGCAGCAGAUGCAGGAACGUGAUUGGCGUAUAUUCAAGGAAGAUUACAACAUCACUUGUAAAGGUGGUCGGAUCCCACAUCCAAUUCGAUUCUGGCAAGAAUCAAUAUUGGCCAAAGAAAUCCUGGAUAUCAUUGAAAGUGUUGGCUACAAAGAACCGACCCCCAUUCAAAGACAAGCCAUCCCUAUUGGUCUACAAAACAGAGACAUUAUUGGUGUGGCUGAGACAGGUUCUGGCAAAACAGCAGCUUUCCUUAUCCCUUUACUUGUUUGGAUUCAGUCUUUGCCAAAAAUUGAACGAAUGGAAGAUGCCGACCAGGGACCAUAUGCCAUUAUCUUAGCUCCAACCAGAGAAUUGGCACAACAGAUUGAAGAAGAGACUAUCAAGUUUGGAACUGCCUUAGGAAUUCGUACAGUUGCUGUCAUUGGAGGUAUAUCUCGAGAGGAGCAAGGUUUCAAAUUACGACAAGGCUGUGAAGUGGUUAUUGCCACACCUGGUCGUCUGAUUGAUGUCCUGGAGAACAGGUACCUUGUAUUGAACCAGUGUACGUAUGUGGUGAUGGACGAAGCUGACAGAAUGAUUGACAUGGGCUUUGAGCCAGAAGUGCAGAAGAUUCUGGAGUUUUUACCGGUCAGUAACCAGAAACCAGACACCGAGGAGGCAGAAGAUGAUACCAAGAUGUUACAGAACUUCAACUCUAAGAAGAAAUAUCGCCAGACUGUCAUGUUCACAGCCACCAUGCCCCCUGCUGUAGAACGACUGGCAAGGACCUAUCUUCGGCGGCCAGCUGUUGUGUACAUUGGGUCUGCUGGCAAACCAACAGAGCGCGUGGAACAAAUCACCUAUAUGGUGUCUGAAAAUGAGAAACGUAAGAAGCUUCUGAGUAUCCUAGAGGCUGGCAUCGAACCCCCAAUAAUCAUCUUUGUUAACCAAAAGAAGGGAGCAGACGUUCUAGCCAAAUCCCUUGAGAAAAUGAAUUACAAUGCUACAACACUUCAUGGUGGAAAAGGUCAAGAACAGAGAGAGUUUGCCCUGGCCAGUUUGAAAGGUGGUGCCAAAGAUAUUCUGGUUGCUACUGAUGUUGCCGGGCGUGGUAUUGAUAUCAAAGAUGUAUCGUUGGUUAUUAAUUAUGACAUGGCGAAAAAUAUUGAAGACUAUACUCAUCGUAUUGGCCGAACGGGUCGAGCAGGCAAGACCGGUGUUGCAAUUUCAUUCCUGACCAAAGAUGACAGUAAUGUCUUCUAUGAUCUGAAACAAGUAAUAGUGAGCAGCCCAGUAUCAACGUGUUCUCCAGAACUGGCUAACCACCCUGAAUCACAACACAAGCCAGGCAGCAUGUUACACAAAAAGAGGAAAGACGAGACUGUCUAUGUCAACUAAAAUGUUUGUGUGUGUGUGUGUGUGUGUGUGUGUGUGUGUAUGUGUGUACAUGAAUGUUGUGUGUUUAUGAGUCUAUCAACUGAACUCUGUGUGAUGCUCUGGAUAUGUGUGUACGUCUAUGGGCCCAUGUAUAUGUUUCCACUAGCGCAACCGUAUGUGUGUGUGUUGUUAUGUGUAUAUAUAUAUAUAUAUUUAUGCAAAAAUAAUAUAUAUAUAAUAUAUAUAUAUAUAUAUAUAUAUAUAUAUAUAUUAUAUAUAUAUAUAUUUAUGCAAAAAUAAUAUAUAUAUAUAUAAUAUAUAUAUAUAUAUUCAUAUUCAUAUACAUAUGUACAUACAUAUUUGAAAUAAACACACACACACACUGACAUACAUGUCAAUGGUUAAAUCAGUGAAAAUAUAUGAAGGUGUUGAUAACAUAUCUAUGAGUGUUGCCUAAGUGUGUGCGUGUGUGGUGUGUGUUUUCAUAAUACAGGAAUCUGUUCAUCUAUC